Messenger RNA from Lactuca virosa, 591 nucleotides. NCBI's taxonomy places the organism in Eukaryota, Viridiplantae, Streptophyta, Magnoliopsida, Asterales, Asteraceae. The record is from the annotation of a GenBank genome assembly.
AUGUCGACCUACGCCUUUGCUGCUCCAGCUCCGGCCAUUCAGCUUACCACAAAGGUGUUCCUGAUGUACUCCCAUAAGGAUACCCAAAAAGGUCUUUCAUAUUCUGUUUUGGCAAUCGAAGAUGCAAAUCUCAAAUACGAGGAGGCAGAAGAAGAAGCGCUUAUGUUUCAGCACGUUGCUGUUAGUGAAGAUAGCAGGCAGUUUGAACAGAGAAUCAGACCUUAUGUAGAUCAGGUUCUUCUGUAUGAAAACUCACGUCGCCAAGACACUGCGAGGAAGACAGUUCCUGUGGAGAAGCUUGAGGAGAAAGCAUUAGUUGCUUUAGCUAAGGAGGGGAACUUCAAGCCAUGUCUUUUUCUGACCACAGGAAGAGGAGUAGUGGAAUUGAUAAAUUGUAGUACCAGAGGAUUCAUUGUUUCUUUUGGGUGUUUUAUAGGGUUUUUGCCGUAUCGAAAUCUUGCCACUAAGUGGAAGUUUUUAGCUUUUGAGUCUUGGUUGAGGAGAAAAGGCUUCGAUCCUUCAACAUACAACAAGAGUUUGGACAUUAUUGGAGGCUAUGAUGAUACAGACAAGACAGAAACUCCUAAUUGA